This is a messenger RNA of Pistacia vera, 746 nucleotides long. Its product is annotated as photosystem I reaction center subunit V, chloroplastic. NCBI's taxonomy places the organism in Eukaryota, Viridiplantae, Streptophyta, Magnoliopsida, Sapindales, Anacardiaceae. Gene Ontology annotation, cellular component: photosystem I; chloroplast thylakoid membrane. Gene Ontology annotation, biological process: photosynthesis. The transcript has a single exon. The coding region runs from base 135 to 620 and encodes 161 amino acids. The record is from RefSeq and is a predicted model, not a curated record.
AGAAAUCUUCUCCACUUUUCGCAACCAUCACUUGUGGAUUAUAUGAUCUAUUUCCACACCACCAACUUCUUCUCAUCUCUUCUCAGUUCAUCACUUUCCAACGCUCUUCCAUUCUUCUUCCACUAACCCUCACCAUGGCAGCUUCUGCAGCCUCUUCCACUUUGUUCACUCCCUCUUUCUCUUCAUCCCAAACCCACCAACUUUCCCCCUGCAACAUCUCCUUCCAAGGCCUCAGACCCCUCUCCACCAAACCCAAAUCUUCCCUCCCCAAACUCUCCACUUCUUCUUCUAAAAAAUCCAACUUUGGCGCCAUCAAAGCUGAGCUCAACACUUCUCUUGUCAUCAGCCUCAGCACCGGCCUUUCCUUAUUCUUGGGGAGGUUCGUCUUCUUCAACUUCCAGAGAGAGAACGUGGCCAAGCAAGGUUUGCCUGAGCAGAAUGGAGUCUCCCACUUCGAAGCUGGAGAUACUCGUGCCAAGGAAUAUGUCAGUCUUUUGAAAUCUAAUGACCCUGUUGGCUUCAACAUCGUUGAUGUUCUUGCUUGGGGCUCCAUUGGCCAUAUUGUUGCUUACUACAUCUUGGCUACUUCUAGCAAUGGUUAUGAUCCCAAGUUCUUCUGAUUUAGUUGUUCAUCAAGUGUAACUUCUUUAUUAUUUGUAUAGUGGAAAUUACUUUGUUGUGACUGAGUUGGUUGUGGUGCUCUGUCUUCACAUUUAUGUACUCAUUUUUCUCAAUGCUUUAGUUAA